Messenger RNA from Gymnodraco acuticeps, 9821 nucleotides. RefSeq names its product cGMP-inhibited 3',5'-cyclic phosphodiesterase A-like. Gene Ontology annotation, molecular function: 3',5'-cyclic-AMP phosphodiesterase activity. Bases 918 to 3536 code for a protein of 872 amino acids. The record is from RefSeq and is a predicted model, not a curated record. The transcript has 15 exons. Gene Ontology annotation, biological process: oocyte maturation; positive regulation of oocyte development. Lineage: Eukaryota; Metazoa; Chordata; Actinopteri; Perciformes; Bathydraconidae. Gene Ontology annotation, cellular component: cytosol.
ACAUGUAGACUGAGACGCUCACACUGACACUAAAUAUAUUAUUUUGCUGGACGGUCAGCACAGCAUUCCGCUUGACUGAUCAGCGAUGGCCUUGGAGGCAGACAGCGACAGAGGUUCAUCAAGAAGCGCUCAUGAAAAAUAUCCCCGGGCAGCGUUAGAGCGCAACGGCUACGUGAAGACAUGUGUCACCCCGUUGCACCAGGACGCAUGGAGCCAGUCGUGGCUGAGAGUCGCCCGUGACAUGGACUUGCCGAAGAGUGUCGUCUGCGGUCUGUGUUGCCUCAGUCUCCGUUAUUCUCGCUCUGCUGCUCAGAUUGGUCGACUGGGAUGCAAGCAGCAGCAGCGACGCAAAUAGCAGCGGCUCUCUUCUUCAGUUCGUGGUAAGCUGCGCUGGGGAGCUGCUCUUGACUGUGUGCGAUUGCGUCUCCCCCGUUUUUACACUCGUAUGUGCCUUCUUCUGGGUCGGGUUUUAUCUGAUUCGUUGCGGGGUGCUCAUCCGCAACGCGGUGUUUUUGUUGGCCGUGUGCAACUUGGGUGAAGCCGCGGCGCAGUCCCUCCUGCGCGGCGCGGAGGAGCAGCUGCUGUCCCUUCCCGCAACCCUGGUAGUCCUCGGCUGCCUGGGCAGCGGGGCUCUGCUGGUCGUCCGGCUGCGUCAGGGAGUGUCCAUCCUCGUCUUCAUUAGCGUCAUCAGGACCGUCUCACUCAUCUCUCUGGGCAGAUUCCGGGCCAGCUGGAGACCCUACCUGGCCUACCUGCUGGGGCUGCUGGGGGUUUUGCUUGCGAGGUAUGCUGACCGGCUCCUGCCGGCCUCAGGGACCAGCGGGACGGGGUGCUGUGGCUCUGUGACCGGGGCGAAGGAGGAUGACAUCCCUGUCUUCAAAAGGAGACGGAGGUCCAGCUCCAUAGCGGCCUCGGAAAUGAUGGCUCACAGUCAGAGCAACAGCAAGUCCCACCGCAGGACUUCGCUGCCUUGCAUUCCGCGGGACCAGUCUUCGGGCACGAAUGUGGUCGUGGACAUCGCGGUGAUGGGGGAGGCCCACGGUCUGAUCUCAGACCUGCUGGCAGACCCUUCGCUGCCCCCCAACACCUGCAGCUCCCUGAAGGCCGUCAGCAACCUCCUCAGCACCCAGAUCAGCCUCCAGCCGCUCCAUCGGCCCCGCAUUCCUGCAGACAUAAACACCUGCUCUGACUCUGAGGAGGGGCCGGAGAAAACAGAGAGACUGGCCAUUCCAAAGCGUCUAAGACGGAGCUUGCCCCCAGGAUUGCUCAGGAGAAUCUCCUCAACUUGGACCACCACCACCUCAGCUACAGGGAUGCCCACCAUCGAGCCGGGCCCUGUGCGCCGAGACCGCUCAGCCAGCAUCAAACACACCACAGAGAGUGAAUUGUGGAACAACUCCUUGAUGAUGACCAUCUCAAAGAGUCGCUCCAUGUCCGCCUCCUAUGCUGCCAACGUCACCAUCAACCACCUCUACAGCAAUCCACUGGGAAGACCAGGUUUCCCCCCCUCCAACGUAUCACCUCUGGGCUCUCCGUGCCCAUCUCCUCCCCACCAGGGCACGCCUGCCUCCAGCCCAACCAUCAAGACAUGUUCAGUGCAGCUUCCUGAGCUGGCUGUGCCCCUUUUAGAGCAGACCCCUGGCUCUGUGGUCCCCAAGAGCCAGCACAGAGCCUUAACUCACAGCCAAAGCGCCCCGAGCUCCACCACCCCUCACUGGCGGCCUGCAUCACUCUGCGGCAGCUGUGGCAGGCCAUUCAACAAUCAAUUGAACCACAGGGGGGAAUCUUUCGACAAAGGGGACAGAAUACCCCAUCCAGGUAAACAGCAGAAUGAGCGCGCAGUAGCUUCCUCAGACUAUGACAGCACCUACGACAGCACCUAUGAGACCAACCACAGUGACAGCAGCGACUUUGCACAGAAUGAUGAGGAGGGAGAGGGAGGCAAGAAGCAGCCUGAAGCCAGGGAAGGUUGCAGGGAGUAUCUGGCAGAGGGCAUCGUUCUUCACCCACUCCUGCCAUCACCAGAGGACAAGCCAAUCUCUGCCCAGGAGCCUCUGGCGGUGUCGGAGCUGGAGCCUCUCUUGUGUCAAAUCAACAACUGGAACUUUCCUAUUUUCAGUCUGAUGGAGAAGACCAAUGGCAAGACAGGCUGCAUCCUUAGUCAGGUUUCCUAUAAGCUCUUUGAGGACACAGGUCUAUUUGAGACCUUCAGAAUUCCUGUACGAGAGUUCAUGAACUACUUCCAUGCUUUGGAGAACGGAUACAGGGUCAUCCCUUAUCAUAACCGGAUCCAUGCCACUGAUGUGCUCCAUGCUGUUUGGUACCUCACCACUCAGCCGGUACCGGGCCUGCCGACCCUGCUGACUGAGAAUGGGAUACACACUGACCCAGAGAAUGGCAUUUCUCCUGGUGCCACAGGCUUCCUGGUGUCCAAGAUGAACUCUGUGCUGGAGGACGGCUACAGCUCCCUGGCUGGCCUCAUCCCUGGCCUGGAGCUCAUGGCCCUCUAUGUAGCUGCUGCAAUGCACGAUUAUGACCAUCCUGGAAGGACUAACGCUUUCCUUGUAGCUACAAGUGCACCGCAGGCUCUUCUGUACAAUGAUCGUUCCGUCUUGGAGAACCACCAUGCAGCUUCAGCGUGGAACCUCUUUAUGUCCCGACCUGAGUUUAACUUCCUGGCAAACCUCGAACAUGUGGAGUUCAAACGCUUCCGCUUCCUAGUUAUUGAAGCCAUCCUGGCCACUGACCUCAAAAAGCACUUUGACUUCCUUGCAGAAUUUAACGCUAAGGUGGGUGACGAAGGGGUUUCCGGUAUUGAUUGGACCAACGAAAACGACCGGCUGCUGGUGUGCCAGAUGUGCAUCAAGCUGGCUGAUGUCAAUGGACCGCUGAAGUGUAAGGAGCUGCACCUGCAGUGGACAGAGGGCAUCGUCAACGAGUUCUACGAACAAGGUGACGAAGAAGCGAGCCUGGGCCUUCCCAUCAGCCCUUUCAUGGACAGGUCCGCUCCACAGCUCGCUAAACUGCAGGAGUCAUUCAUCACUCACAUCGUGGGGCCUCUGUGCUCCUCCUACAACUCUGCUGCUCUUAUGCCGGCACGCUGGGUUGACCCCCCUGAGGGAGAGACAGAUGCAGAAGAGGCGAAGGAGGGACUCGAUACAGAAGAGGAAGAGGAGGAAUCAGCAGAUGAGGACACAUCAACAAGUUCUGAGAACUCCCAGCGACAAGAAACCAACAAGGUGAGCAGGAGGAAAGUGUUUUGCCAGAUAACACAGCAUAUUCUGGAAAACCAUGAAAUGUGGACAAGAGUCAUCGCUGCAGAAGCUCAGGAGGAAGCUCAGAAAGAGGAGCCAAACUGCAUCAGCAGCCCCACUGAUCCAAUCACAGCCAUUCACGAGGAAGAGGAAGAGCUAGCAAGCAAGGAGGAGGAGUCAACUGACGGCCUCGAUGAAAGGGAAGAGAUACCGGCUAUAGAGGAAGAAGAAACAUUUCCACAAUCAGAGACUUCGGGGGAAAACGAUAAGGAACCAGAGUGAUAUUAUGAACUUUGUCUUCCUCGUUAAACCAGGAAUCUGAACGUUGUCUAAACAUUUGUAUUUCUUAUAACUAAACUCUUGAUAUGGUAGCCAGCACAUCACACAACACUGUAGAAGAUAUCUGGGGUAAUAUGUGCCUAACAAAAACCUGGUUUUGAGGACAGGGAUUAUGCAUGCCCAGUUUAUCUGUUGAGGGAAGAGAGGUGCAAUGAGCAAAAGAAAAAAAAAUAUUGGGACUGUACUUGUUUUUGCUGUAGUGUUUGAUUUAGUCUGGAUCGGCUGCCCUCACCCAGGCUGCCCGUCCCACUACAGGCUAACCACGCAGAUUCACAGAUUCAUUCCACCAGUGAGUAAUACACUGUCACAACCCCCCCCCCCCCUUGGUGUUGCACCCACAGCACACUGUGGAGCCACUCAGCUGGUUGGUGGAGGAUGUGUAACAAGUCAGUGAAGACAAUGGGAUGAAAGCCAGGGAAAAGACUGUGUGUCCAUUGGGGCUCAGCCGUGUGGAUUUGAGAGGUAGACGGGGAAAAAGGCCCAGUUGUAGUACAUUGUGAAUACGGACAUACACCCACACAAGCUUCACACACACCCACACAAUGCUACUGUAGAAUCACAUUCCAUUCUCUGAACAGAUAAGAAGUUUAACAAAGAACCCUGUUGCUCUAAAAGCUUUAUUCUCGCUCAAGGAAAAACAUACACAACAAGGGUUUUGUUCAUGUACUACAAUGUUUGUCCGCAUGUUCUCUCCCUGUGUUUUCUUACAAAAGUAAGUCCAGCACACCUUCACGUUUCAAAGCCACACAACUCAGGAAGGCAGAAACCCAUAGAGAAAAAAUGGCCUGGACAGGACGUGUAGCUUCCUUGUCCUUUACUUGCCGCUUUUACAAGAUCUUCUUUCUAUGCUGUUUGUGAUGCUUUUGAAUUACUCAGACACGUGGUGCCCUUUGUGAAAAACAAAAGUACCACAAGGAAAACAAGGUAAUAGAUCACAUUAUACUGUAGAACACAACUCUAUUGAAUUACUGCUUUUUAAGUGUAAGGUCCCCUUAUGCUACAACACUGCAGAUCAUACUGUUAAUUACAUCAAACCAACUUACAAGACACAAAACUAGCUAAUAAGGUCAUGUGUUUUGUCAAGAAAAUAUAAUUUAUAUUCACAUUUUAUGCCACUUUCUAACUAAUGACCAGAAUUAUUUCUUCUUUGCAAUAUCAUUUAUAGCUGGUAUGUAGGCCAAUUUUUCCCGAAGUAAAGUAAUCCAGUAAGCCAUAGUGGCCUGGGAAGGAGUUACCUCACAGCUCCAAAUCACCAGAGAGGAUUAACCUCCAUCAUACAUAAACAAAUCCAGGGGUUGCUGUGUACCCGCUAAAAAUGAUUCAAUCAGAUCCAAAUCCUUCAUUUGUUAUGUUGCACCAAAUUGCAAAGACCCAUUUUGUCUAAGCCUUGCUUUAAGGAAUAACACAAAACAAGGGUCACAGCUGCAUACAUGUCUAUUGAUAAUUAAUAUAUAAUAUUAGUUAAUCCUUUUUAAAGUCAAAUUUAGAAUUGACGAAGUGUAAAACUGUAAUUUUCUGUGAUACUGUCAGGGUUUUCUUAACUAACACUGAGGAAAUCAAAAGAUGUUGUACAUGUAGUUAAUCCUCAAGGAGAGCCAAUAAAAAAGGAAUGUUAGAAUUUUACCAACACAGGUAAGGAGAUACAAGUAGUUUGAAAAAGGCUGUAAUUGAAGAUGUCUUUUAUUCUGCAUGGUUUCUUUUUAAAGUAGCAUAAUGGACACAAAAUAUAGAAAAUAUAGAGUUAUGUUAGAGAAUGUUUCGUUGAGAUCUUAUCAUAGGUCAGCAGACCUGGAUUUUUGUUCUCCAUUUGCAGUCCUUACCAAUGACACGGUGUAUGGCCUAACGAGGUGUCUUUGCUCUCCUUUGAUGUUCUCAGAGAAUGAGACUGGUGGCGAUGGAGAAGAGUGUGAACACGGAGAACAGCCUUAGUAAUAAGACUUAGUAAUGAGAGAGGAAGGAGGAGAGGGAGAAGCCUUUUAGCCUGACUUGUAGCUGCUUAUGACAAGUCAAGGGGGGGUCUUAGAUCCUUUUCACAUUUCAGUAGAUUCCUCUAGAUGUAACCCUUUGAAGAUGAGUCAGUUAGGUCGGAUUCCAAAUCAUGUGAUGAUAUACGUCUCCAAGUCUGCACAAUGUAUUACACAGAUACUCAGUACAGUGUAUUUGAUCUGACAUUGGCAAAGCUACGCAGCACUGGGGAUUCAGGUUCAGAGAUUUAUAGAUGCCUUGUGUCUUCACUUACUGAUGUGUAGCAGUCAAUGUGUCAAAAUUGCAAAGUGAAUACAUGCUCAGGAGGCGAUGUAGGCUGAUAAAUCACAGCGUGUGCGUCUAUCUGAGGGGCUUGUUAACAGAGGUAUUUAAGUUCAUUGAUAUGUUAUUUUUCUUCAGCUCUGUAGCAGGUAGGGAAUUUGCAAGAAUGCAGUCGUGGAAUCUCUGAGGCAACAUAAAAUGCCCAGGAGAAUUGUGAUUAGUUAAUUCACAAAGAGCAUUAGAUAGAAAUGCAAACAUCCACUAAGGAUACCAAUUAUACUUAAUGAAAUGAAAUUAUUUAAAUGCACUGGAGACAAACAGACCAAUUGAAUAGGCUUGUUUGCAGAGACUAUCUAAGUUUUUUUUCUGGAUGAACUUGCCCUACUGUGACCCAAUUUCUUAACUCAAUUAGAGUUUUAUUAACUUUAAUACUGUCUAAAUCCUCAGCUGUAUCCAUUGCACUGUUAUCAAAACGCCCAUUGUGCAAAAGAGGGCUCAACCGUGCAACCUAAUGCCCUUGACUGCGUAUUUCCUUUGCACGGAGAAGGGUGCAGUGGUGAGAUUGUUUUCACUGCUAUAAAAAAGAAAGCCUGUGCCUGUGCUCUGAGCCUGAGCAUAUUGUUAGUGUUUCAGAUCCAGCUGAGAGGAAACUAAAUCAGGUUUAUUUAUUGUAGCACUUUUUAACAACAGGGAAGUUUGAGGUUAUUUAUAAAAGACAUAUUAUGCAUCAAAAAAUUAAAAACAAGUAUAUACAAAAAGACACAUUUGAAUGAAUAAAAUGAAAGAUAAAAAAGCUAGAACAGAAUAAAAGAAAAGUUUCGAACUCAGUGCUGCUUCUCCAUUUUUAGUUCUGACUUUGGGGACGGUAAGCAGACCUGACGCUUCAUGACGGAGCAGAAGAUAAGGCUUUUAUUUUGGCCCUAAAGCCAUUCGGUGCUUUAUAGACCAACACACAAAUAGUAAAUUCCUUGACACACAGGAGGCCAGUGUAACAAUCUGAGAGCUGUCGUCUCUUGGUUUUAGUGAGGACUCAGCGUUCUGAGGCAGUGCAUACGUCCAAUCGAUCCAAUUCUACAUCCUGCUGAGACGCAAACCUUUUAUUUUUUAUAUAAUCUUAUCAUGAUAGUAGAAUGAUUUGGUAAUUUUCCUAAGGUGGAUUUCAAAAUGUAGGUCUGACUCCAUGACUACACUUUUGAGUCCAUUAUUUCAGAAAUGUAUAUUUUCAGUAAUUCUUUAGUUGGCGAACAAUUCCAUUUAGUUUCUCUUAUAAAACUUUGUCGGAAGUCCUUCCAGCGUUGCUAAAUUACCCCCAGCAUUGAUGUGGCUCAGUCCAUAAUGAAAGCAGCAAAUUUUGCUUGGCAACAGAAAAAAAGAGAAAGGGUUAUCAGACCCCUGAACAAUGUACGUCUUAUCUGCCAAAACGUGCAGCAGUGUGUUUUUAAUAUAGCAAGUUGACUUAUAUUUAUACAUGUCCCCUGCUGGACCUUAUGUCUUCCAAUAGCCUGUCCUUGCAUUGGCUUCUCAUGAUAAGUUUAUCUGUAGUGGUGAGAAUGAUCUGCACACCAGCUGAUACACAACUGUAUGUAAGGCAACCUAAUGGGUCUUUUAGUUGACCCUUUUUGAAGCUCUGUAGCAAAUUUCAGUUUAAAAAUGACAUAAACUGUAAAAAGCCUCCUGUAAACAACAGGAAUUUGUGGCACUCAUGAAUGAGCUAUUGCUCCAUGCACUGUAAAUACGCGACGCACCGUAUAGUAUAUAUCGAGGCCUCACUUGCAAUCUACUGUGCAUACUCUUGCAAUGGAUUUUUUCUUAUAUCUCACAUUUGCACCAUCCCAUGCCUACUUCUGUUUGGGAAUUUGUAGAUUUUCUCCCACUCCUUUCCCUUUAUUAGCCUGAAUUCUAACUGAUCAGAGAAUUCAAAGCUCACUUGGGAUCCAGUUAGUCAAAAUAGACGCUUCCCUUCCUCUGAUCUCCCUUUCCAGCCCUGCCUCACUAACUGUAUACACUGCAGUGCAGCAAUCAAAGAGACGGAAUCAAAGCUGUGAUAGAGUUUGUGAUCACUAUUCUUUUUGUUAACAAUAUGAAGCUGUUUGUUGCCAUUGAGGUUUUUUUUUGUCAGACAUAAGGAAGGGUUUCCUCAAAUCUUAAAGGGUAGCUUUAUUCAUCUUCGUUGGCUGGUUUAAUAAGUGUCUUGUGAAAUGUAAAGUAGGCUACGCAUGAUUAAGUGAAACGUUUUAAAACUUUUGGAAACACUGGUAUGAUCCCAGUUUUGCAGUAACUUUAACCCAACUCUGCAGUGAUGUCAUGGUGUACUGACACACCUUGAAGUACACUAUUACAUGUCAUUUGUUAGACGCUUUUAUCCAAAGCGACUAACAUACAUUCAAUACUGUGCACAAUCCCCACAGGAGUAAUUUGGGGUGAAGUGUCUUGCCCAGGGACACAACGACAUGCUGACUGCAGUGGGACUCGAACUUGCUACCCCGUGAUUCGAAGUCCAGCACACUAUCCACUGAGCCACAGCCUCCCUCCCCACAUCACUGCAGUGAAAGGUUAAACUACUUGAGGAUGAUGAGUUGCUCUUUGAGUUUGUUUGACGCCCUUCCUUUUGGCCCUAUUAAAUAUCAACUACCCGCUGGCUCUCAAAAUUCUUCAUUUUCUUCCGAAAUAUUCUUGGCAACCAAACAUGAAAGCUCAUUUUAUCAGUUUUUUGUUAUUAUCUGAGUGUCUCUUGGCAACAUCAGUGGCCAGAGACAUCUCGUUUUACAUUGUCUUUGUGUAAAAACUGGUACAAAACAAAGCCAGUAUCAGUAGUUUCUUUUAAAUAGGGACGAGCAGAAGGCGAUUGCUGCACACUGAAUUAACUUGUGCAAACCAAAGACACUUUAUGAACUCUGUCUUUUUCUGUGAUUUUCACAAAAAAGAGCCCUAAAAGGAGCAUGUUUCUUGCAUCUUCUUAUUUUUCAGUGUUAUUCAGAACCUGAGAAGCAUGUCUGGAUAUGCUUAUACUUAGUAACAAUUAUCAUGUACAGACAGGGAAGAUUAAAGCAUAAGAAACUUUAAUGAAGCAUUGAUCUAACAGACAGGGGCGCCGUAAGGGGGUGAAAAGUUAGGACGAUUCUAAGGGCCUGUGACAGACAGGGGCCCAAACUAUUUUAGAACAUUAAGAAAAAAUGUUUAAGUAACCAAUGUGAUAUCUUUUCAUGGUGCCCAAAAUCCCUGGCGGCUCCCCUGCUAACAGACGGUGUAGUAUUUUUAUUUCACUGCAUUGUGAUAGGCAGCAGUAGCACAGUGGACCUGGCAGACUGUUCUGCUCUCAGACUGAAGCCCUUUCUUUUGAUGGUUUGAACCAAAAACAUUCCUUUUUGUAUUGUUUGUUGUUUCAGCCAAUUUAAAGGGGGCUCUGCUCCUAUGCCAUACCAUUUUCACAUGUAUGUCUAUACUCUUUGAAUGCUACAUUCUUCAGCUUUCGGUGUUCGUUACAAAGGAAACCAAAACAAACUUUUUUUUCAUUUAAAGCAACACAAACAAGACUAGUAUGAUUAUUUUUUAUUUUCUACUGUAUAGCAGGCGCUUCACAGACUCAAUUGUUUUCUUCUCACCAGUAUCUUGCACUUGUAGCAAUACACAUGUAGCAAUACCUACAGGAUGGGACAUUGUGUGAUUCACCAGUAUUUGUUUAAGUGAUAUAUGACAUUUUAUUUCUAGAUAUGGUUUGGCUUUGUAUAAAACAAAUAUAUUCUGUACAGAUUCAAAGUAUAUUAUGAAAAAAAAACUUUUAGAAAAAUAUUUAUUUUUACUGUUUUGUAAUUUAGACACAAUACUGUAGCUCCUCUAUUGCCAGACUUACUGGAAGUGCCUCUCGAUAAUGUAUUACAAAUGAACUAUACAAUAUAUUGGGAUUAUUAGAACCUGUCACUAGCAGAGCAGUGUUGAUGUUGUAAUGUGAAUAUUGUUGAAUAAUAAGAUUUAUAAAUGCUG